Mizuhopecten yessoensis (Yesso scallop) is the source of this 4782-nucleotide messenger RNA. RefSeq names its product helicase-like transcription factor. Gene Ontology annotation, molecular function: ATP-dependent chromatin remodeler activity; zinc ion binding; ATP binding. The record is from RefSeq and is a predicted model, not a curated record. Lineage: Eukaryota; Metazoa; Mollusca; Bivalvia; Pectinida; Pectinidae. The transcript has 30 exons. The coding region runs from base 94 to 4623 and encodes 1509 amino acids.
AGUCAGGGGUAAUCUAAACAAACAGAAGACAUCUCAUCGCCAUCAGGAAGAAAUGAUACAGACAUACAUUAGUUCUUUUUAAACGAGAAAAAAAUGGCAAGAACUAAGCAGACACAUAGACAGGAUGGUGAUGGAAAGGCGUUACCCAGGGCAGUGUUUGGGAAUAGGAGCAAUGGAUCGAAUUCACUUGGGAGGAAGAAAACCAAAGCAAAGAAGAAAUGGAGGAAGAGAUCCUUCUCAAAUACCUGGAAUAGAUUCAACAAUUACGAGGAUAGAUCAAACUAUAAGUGGCCGUACGCUGGUGCUGCUAAUCUGGGGCCCAUCGUCAUUGGCGACGACAUGGGACACGAUGAUCUGGAUGAUGAGGUGUUGCUGGGCCAUCUCCGUGGAAACAUUGUUGGUAUCCAGUACUACAGAGGCACUGUGAACAACAAUGAGAUGGUUGCGAUUGAAAGAGAACCCCACAAUAAGUAUGACUGUAAUGCCAUCAGGAUACUGAAUGUGGGAGGCCAACAGGUGGGACAUAUCAAGCGAGAGUUGGCCAAACCCCUCACUCACAUCAUGGACAAUGGCUGGGCCAGACUGGAGGGCAUAGUACCGUUCGGCAGCUCCAACAUGUACACCAUGCCUAUAAACAUGACCCUGUGGGGUAAACCAGAGUUUCGCCAGCAAACAGCAGACAAGCUGAGUGGGCAAGGGUUCAACCCCACAGAGCCGUCUUCCAACCUCGACCAGGCCGGAGGGUCAGGAAUGGGCAUGGCCACUCCACGCAGAACCUACCUGACGCCUGAAGAGAUGAAAAAUGAGCUUGAUGAACUAUUUGAAAAUUUGGACGAAGGAGAUAAAACUAGCACAGCUAAUCCAGCAAAGGCCAUAGUCACACCAAUGUACACCCACCAGAAGCAGGCCUUAAACUGGAUGAUACAGCGUGAGAAUGGUAGCAAGUUACCUCCCUUUUGGGAAGAAAAGAAAGGCCGCUACUUUAACUCUGUCACCGUAUUUACAACUGACAAGCGGCCACAGUCGGUCAGGGGAGGCAUCCUGGCUGAUGACAUGGGUCUGGGUAAAACUCUGGAGAUGAUCGCCCUGAUUAUGACCAACUUUAAGGAUGGUCUUCCCCUAGCUGUACCUGUACCAGGUAGGGUCAGACAGUCAAAACAGAAAAGGACUCAGAGACUAGACUGUUACAAAUUGGAACCUAAACCAAUGGCAAUGAGGAAGGUGAAUCUAAAGAGGGAGAAAAUGUCUGACUUCAUCGUUGAUGACAGCAAACCAAGCACCAGCUAUGCACGUAAAUUUGUGAGAAAUAUAUCUGCACCAGGCAAUUUGCAGAGAUCACGGUUACCAUACCUUCCUGAUGAUGACAUUUCUGACUCGGACAGUUCUGUGGACUCCGUGGAAGAUUAUGAUGAUUCUCAACAAUCAAGCAUGGUAAAGAAGGAAGACCCAGACUUUGUGCCAAAAGGUUGUCCCUCAAAGGAGAACAUGGCAAUGAUGUCUUCACGCCCUAAAAGACAGUCUAAAAGGAAAGUCAGAUACACAGUUAACGGUGAUUCUGAUGUAGCACUCCAGGACAGCCCGAGUCGCUCGACUCCAAAAGAAGUUGCAAAACAUCACGUAGCUGCAGCAUCAAGUGGGAAGUUGACUUUUUCCUCUGGUCAGGAUUCAGCUACUUUGUCCAGCCCAUCAACUGAGUAUAUCACUCCAACAGGAGAUCUAGACAAUAGGUUCAUCAACAGUGCCAAACCUGACAAUGUUUUAUCUUCAGUGACGGGCCACAAGUCAGCAGAGGAUACUGUAGUGACACCUAGAGCAAUGACAGAAACACAGGACAGCAAAGUAAGGGAUGUGACGAAGACUGCUAAAGCGGAACAGAUUGAUGGAUUGAAAAAGGAGAUACAGAUGCCCUCUAUAGGAGCAACACAGAGCUGUGUGUCAGUGGGGGAAUCAAUCCUGCAGCCUAAAGAGGGUAGUGUGGUGAUUGAUUCAGAUACAGUGAAGGAUUCUACAGUACACACAUGUACAGCUGUAUCUACGGGGGUGGCUGUACUAGAGGGGCCAGAUCUAGAGGUCACCGAGCACGGGGAUACCGGGGACCAAUGUAUAACAAGUGAAUCUACUGUCAAUUCUAUAGAUAUGGGAACAGAGAAACCAGUAUCAGGACAAGAAAAAACAACAGAGCCAGAAAUUUCAAAAAACAAGAAACCAGCAAAAUCCAAAGCAAGGUUGGCACCUGUGAUGCUGGCUCCCACCACCAGUGGAAGACCCAGACGCAAUGCAAAGAAGCCUGCCCGAUAUGCAGCCAGCAGUGACUCUGAAGUAGAAAAUUCACCAAUGAAAAAAGUGCGUGUCAACAUGGGAGGUGAAAGCCGAUCUGUGGUGUCUAGGAACAGAGGGAAAGGCAAAGGUAAAGCAAAAACAAAACUGGAGAAUUGGGCUACUGAAAUCAAGGACCAAGUCAAAAACAUGGAGGAGAGUGUUAAUCUGUCCAAAGUAGAAGUCAAGAACCAAGUCAAAAACAUGGAGGAGAGUGUUGAUCUGUCUAAAGUAGAAGUCAAAAACCAAGGCAAAAACAUGGAGGAGAGUGUUGAUCUGUCCAAAGUAGAAACAAAGAACCAAGUAAAAAGCAUGGAGGAGAGUGUUGAUCUGUCCAAAGUAGAGAUCUGGAAUAAAGUCCCAGACAUGGACAGUCGCCACAGCAAAGAUCUUUCGCUGAUCCUGAAGAAUGGGAACCUGCUUGGAAAGGAAGUUCCAGCGAAGCCAACAAUUACUAUCACGGCUCAUAACUCAGCCAAAACUACGAAUGACUUGCAAUGUGAUGACCUUCCAGAUCCGUCGAUCACCCCUUCUCGUGGAUGGAACAGUCCUCAUAUAAGUGAUGACGAGUUACCCGACAUUCCAGAUGAUAUAGCAAUCCGAUGCAACAGUCCAGGUACAAGUACAUGUGGGAAGUUGUCUGGGCGAACACCUUGCAAAGGAGCGAGGGCCACCCUCAUAGUCGCGCCACUGUCUGUGAUCAGUAACUGGCAUAACCAGCUGGAGGAUCAUAUACACGAGAAUGCUCACAUGGAGAUCUACACGUACUACGGGUCAUCACGGACCAAGGAUCCCACACUCCUCAGUAAACAGGACGUAGUACUCACCACCUACUCCACACUCGCCGCCGAUGCCAAGGGUAAGAGCACCCUGCUCAAGGUGGACUGGCUGCGAAUUGUGUUAGACGAGGGCCAUGCCAUCAGGAAUCCCAAUGCCCAGCAGACCAAGGCCAUUUGUCAGCUCAAGGCAGAACGCAAAUGGAUCCUCACAGGUACCCCCAUACAGAACUCCAUGAAGGAUCUGUGGUCCCUGGUCAACUUUCUUCAGAUAAACCCCUUCACAGACAAACAAUGGUGGCGUCGCACCAUUGAACGGCCGCUGGACCAAGGAGAGGAAAGUGCCCUCAGGAGAGUAUGCCACUUGAUGUCGGCCAUCGCCCUGCGAAGAACCAAGAACCAGAAAAUAAAUGACAAACCACUGGUGGAACUGCCAGACAGGAAGGUGUUUGUAGAGCACAUCAAAAUGUCCGAGGAGGAAAGAAAUGUUUACGAAGCCAUGCAGAAUGAGGGCAAGGUCAUAGUUAGCAAGUACUUCAGACAGGGGACACUACUCCACAACUAUGGCGAGGUGUUAGCCAUCCUGAUGAGACUCAGACAACUGUGCUGUCACCCUUUGCUCAUUGCUAAGGCAGCUGCUGCUGUGAAAGAAGUCUUAGAAAAUGUGGAAGCAGCAUCUUCAUCAGGAAAUGAUGGCCUGAGUACUGAAUUACGGGAAAAGCUGAUUAGUGCCCUGCUAAUGGUACUGGGGUCUGGAUCAGACGAGGAGUGUGCUAUCUGUCUGGAUAUGCUCAAAGAACCAGUCAUCACACAUUGCGCCCAUGUCUACUGUCAAACCUGUAUAGGGGCAGUCAUCAGAACUGACAAGCCAAAAUGCCCGUUGUGCCGUGGAGACAUUGACGAGAGUAAAUUACUUGAGGUCCCCCCAGAACAACUCCAGGAACCUGAAGAUUGUGAAGAUGAUGUGAUCACAUCAGAAAACUGGAAGUCAAGUUCAAAAGUAGACGCCGUGAUCAAUGCUCUGGUCACCCUUCGAGAGGAGGAUAACACCAUUAGAAGUCUGGUGGUCUCACAAUUUACAUCUCUCCUUAGUCUUCUGGAAAUACCACUGCGAGCCAGAGGCUUCAGAUUUACACGCCUGGACGGUACCAUGAGUCUGAAGAUGAGGAUAAGGGCUGUUGAAGAAUUCAUGGACCCCAGUCCUGUGGCACCUACUAUCAUGUUACUGUCCCUCAAGGCUGGGGGUGUUGGCAUUAAUCUCACCUCAGCAUCUAGGGUGUUUCUCAUGGACCCAGCAUGGAAUCCGGCUGCAGAGGAGCAGUGUUUUGAUAGAUGUCAUCGUCUAGGACAAAAGAGAGACGUCAUUAUUACAAAGUUCAUUGUGGAUGAUUCUGUGGAGGUGAGAAUGAUGGAGCUUCAGGAGAAAAAGAGAAAGCUGAUGCAAGGAGUGUUUGGUGCAUCCAAAAAGGAGACUGCUGAGCAGAAGAGGCAGAACAGAAUCAAAGAUAUCAAAUCACUUAUGAAUUUCUGAGUGUACCUCGUGUCAUCAGAAAUCCUAUGAACGUCUGAGUGUACCUCCUGUCAUCAGAAAUCUUAUGAAUAUCUGAGUGUACCUUGUAUCAUCAGAAAUCCUAUGAACGUCUGAGUGUACCUCUUGUUAUCAGAAAUCUUAUGAACGUCUGAGUGUACC